AUGUCAGUUGAAGUAGAUAAGCACCGGAACACAUUACAGUAUCAUAAAAAGAGACCCUACUCCCCCUUAUUCUCUCCAAUUUCUACAUAUAGGUAUUAUCCUAAUCACCGGUCAUUGAACAAACCCUCUGAGUCCAGAAGAUCAGCCAGUUUCAGUGGUAUUCAUAAAAAAAGAACCAAUACGUCAAGAUUCAAUUAUCUAAACGACCGCCGUGUUUUAUCAAUGGAAGAAGCAGUAAAAGAUGGGUCAGAGAGCGUUAAUAGAGGCGGUCUUAUAGAAGGUUUAAGAGAAACCCUCUGGAAUUCGGGUAGGUACUUAUGGCACACAUUUGUGAAAAAUGAACCUCGCAAUGCCGAUACUGCUGAAGUUGAUACGAGCGGUAGCAGCGACGCUGGGAGCAGAAGCUCUGGAAGCAGGAGUAGUAACGUAUCAUAUCGUAUACGUGAAGAGUAUCCCACAGAUAUAGGAAAACGCAAGUUCGAUACUUCGAUGUGGGUUUCACCAAAAAAAAGGAGAAAAAUUGAAAGUGAAGAUAUGGGGGGACUUUUAAGCUCACCGGUCAGCUUUCCGACUUCUCAAGAAAGUAGCCAUGAUAGAGAAAAUAGCAUAACUUUUUCGAGAGAUCCUUUUGGUUGGAAUAAGUGGAAGACAAGUGCCAUUGGUUCUAACUCAGAAAAUAGCACUUCUGAUCAGAAUAGCUUCGAUAGGCGGCAGUAUGGGACAGCUUUUAUCAGAAAAAGUAAGGUUGCAAAACAGAACAUUAAUAAUACUAAACUGGUGUCGAGAGCGCAAUCUGAAGAAGUAACGUAUUUACGACAGAUAUUCAAUGGAGAAUAUAAAGUUCCAAAAAUAUUAAAAGAUGAAAGGGAAAGACAGUUAAGAUUAAUGGAUUUGGAUAGGGCAAAAGAUACUAGCUUGAAAAAGUCUAUAAUAGACUUAACUGAAAAGAUCAAAACAAUUUUAAUUGAGAACAACAACAAGAACAGACUACAGACAAGAAAUGAAAAUGAUGAUGAUUUAGUAUUUGUUAAAGAAAAGAAGAUAUCUUCUUUAGAAAGAAAACAUAAGGAUUAUUUAAAUCAAAAGUUGAAAUUUGAUAAAUCUAUAUUAGAAUUUGAAAGGGACUUUAAGAGAUAUAACGAAAUUUUAAAUGAAAGGAAGAAGAUUCAAGAAGAUCUUAAGAAAAAGAAAGAGCAAUUGGUUAAAAAGAAAUUGGUACCUGAACUGAAUGAAAAAGACGACGCCCAAGUACAAAAAGCAUUGGCAUCCAGAGAAAAUGCCCAGUUAAUGAAUAGAGAUAAUAUAGAGAUAACUGUACGUGAUUUUAAGACCUUGGCACCAAGAAGGUGGCUAAAUGACACAAUCAUUGAGUUCUUUAUGAAAUAUAUUGAAAAGUCGACUCCUAAUACAGUAGCAUUUAAUUCGUUUUUCUACACUAAUUUAUCAGAGAGAGGUUAUCAAGGCGUUCGGAGGUGGAUGAAAAGGAAGAAGACGCAACUUGAUAAACUUGAUAAAAUCUUCACACCAAUAAAUUUAAACCAAUCUCACUGGGCAUUGGGUAUAAUCGAUUUAAAAAAGAAAACUAUAGCCUACGUAGAUUCAUUAUCCAAUGGUCCGAAUGCUAUGAGUUUCGCUAUACUGACUGAUUUACAAAAGUAUGUUAUAGAGGAAAGUAAGCAUACAAUAGGGGAAGACUUUGAUUUGAUUCAUUUGGAUUGUCCACAGCAACCAAAUGGCUAUGACUGUGGUAUUUACGUCUGUAUGAAUACUCUCUAUGGUAGUGCGGAUGCUCCAUUGGAUUUUGAUUAUAGAGAUGCGAUUAGAAUGAGGAGAUUUAUUGCCCAUUUGAUUUUAAUCGAUGCUUUAAAAUAA
This is a messenger RNA of Saccharomyces paradoxus, 1872 nucleotides long. It is a transcript of the gene ULP1, whose product is annotated as SUMO protease ULP1. The record is from RefSeq and is a predicted model, not a curated record. Gene Ontology annotation, biological process: protein desumoylation. The transcript has a single exon. Bases 1 to 1872 code for a protein of 623 amino acids. Gene Ontology annotation, cellular component: nucleus. NCBI's taxonomy places the organism in Eukaryota, Fungi, Ascomycota, Saccharomycetes, Saccharomycetales, Saccharomycetaceae. Gene Ontology annotation, molecular function: deSUMOylase activity.